This is a messenger RNA of Melanotaenia boesemani (Boeseman's rainbowfish), 2661 nucleotides long. It is a transcript of the gene st8sia6, whose product is annotated as ST8 alpha-N-acetyl-neuraminide alpha-2,8-sialyltransferase 6. Lineage: Eukaryota; Metazoa; Chordata; Actinopteri; Atheriniformes; Melanotaeniidae. The coding region runs from base 541 to 1680 and encodes 379 amino acids. The transcript is spliced from 8 exons. The record is from RefSeq and is a predicted model, not a curated record. Gene Ontology annotation, molecular function: alpha-N-acetylneuraminate alpha-2,8-sialyltransferase activity. Gene Ontology annotation, biological process: N-glycan processing; oligosaccharide metabolic process.
ACCGAAAGAGCUCUAGCUAUGGCUGAAAGUAGGGCUAUGAGUUUGUCUGAGUGAGCACAUGAGAAAAAAGAGACAGAAGAAAGAAGGCGCCUGGGCUAAAGAGACAUGACAAGGAUUAAUUCACGAUGUGGAACAACAAGGAAGCCAUUUCAACUCAGCUGGUCCGGACUCGAGUAGCAAGACAGGAAGCACAAAAUAAAAGUGCAGAGAGGCUGACUUGCCUGAACAAGAAGCAGGAAAAAAUGACUGAGACUGUUACUCACUCCUCCAAGGGGGGAGAGUAACACCAGACAGGAAGAGAGUGAGAACGGGAAGAAAGGUCAAAGAAAACAGAAGGAAAAAGAGGCAAAAGAUUAACACUCUUGAGAGAGUGUACGUGUGUGCGCAGAGAGAGAGAAAGAGAGAGAGAGGUCUGCAGAGGGGGAGAAAAACUAAAAUCAUUGCCAACGUGACAGACAGCUGAUAAAGACCGAAGGUUGUGAAAGAGGGAGACAGAAGGUGAGGGGGGCUAACGGGGGAGGUUAGCAGGAGGAGAGAGGUAUGAGGGGACAGCUCUCGAGACCAUUCUCCUUUUUGAUGAUCAUCCUCUUUUUGGGGAUCCUCCUGAUCCUUACCAUCUCAUACAUAUUGGACAAGAGUGAUGAGGAACUUCACCGGCUGAAGCCUCCAAAGAAAGACACCCCUCAGUCCUCUGACUCCUGUAAAUACUGUAAAGAACAAGAAGAGAUCGAGAAACUAAAGGAGCUUUACUCUCAACCCUGGAAGAAACAGGAGGGUAAUUACCAACACUAUAGGUCUCUGCUAAGCAGCAAGUGCCAUGGAUAUGACAAAGCCAUCAUUACUCAGGCCAACACUCCAGUGGGAACAAAGCUUGUUUAUGAUGGGGAAAAGAAAAGGACCCUUCAUGUGAACGCAGAGAUUUUCUCCACCUUUGCAAAAGGACAUCCCUUCUCAAAUAAAACGCUGCAAACUUGCACUGUUGUUGGGAAUGGUGGGAUACUGGCCAAUAGCAGCUGUGGAAAAAUGAUUGAUGCCGCUCAGUUUGUUAUCAGGUGUAAUCUACCUCCUUUAUCAGAUGGAUAUGAGAAACAUGUUGGCAACCAUACUGAUCUUGUGACAGCCAACCCAAGCAUCCUCUUAGAAAAGUAUGGGGCACUAAUGGGACGCCGGCGUUCAUUUGUGGAGAGUCUGCGUAAAUAUGGUAACUCCCUGCUGCUUAUUCCUGCCUUCUCCUAUGGCCACAACACUCCUGUGUCUUUGCGAACUUUCUACACCAUUGAGGACUUUGGAAGUCCAACCCAACCUGUCUUCUUCAACCCAAAGUACCUUCAGAGUCUAGAACGCUUCUGGCGCUCGAAGGGCCUGAGGUCAGUGCGGCUCAGCACUGGCAUAAUCAUGGCUAGCCUGGCGCUUGAACUUUGUGCCAACGUGGAUUUGUACGGUUUCUGGCCUUUCAGUUUCCAUCCAGAUGACUUUCAUGCCCUGACAAACCACUAUUAUGACAACAGACAGACUAAAGUGAAGUUCCACGCAAUGCCAGCUGAAUUCAAGUUCUUGCUGGAGCUGCACACACAGGGGGUGCUCAGGCUUCAUCUGGAAAACUGUAGCAGAGUAAAUGUGCAGUACUCACUAAAAUCACAAAAGUGUGAUAGUUGUGGAAGAUCUCUGCAUUAUGGAUGAUCUGAAGGAAAGACAACAUUGCCUCAAAUACAAACCAUUACAUUUGCCUGGGGUGUGCUUAACCGAGGAACCAAAGUGAGGCUUAGAGCCAAGGACAAAAUAACAGAGAAGGAGUCCCUGCCCACCACAGUGACCAAUCUGGUAAAAGUACAGUACUGCCACAAAGUGGUGACACACACGUAUUGGUAUGUGGACACAAGUAAAAAUUACUUGUGUAAAAAUGUGAUUAUGAAGCAUGCGGCUUAGGUGGAAAGCGCUGCUUAAAAUAUUUUGCAUCCAGCAUUGAAUGUUGAAUGAGUAUUGCCUUUAAUCCUUACAUUUUCAAAAGUCUUAAUGUUCUUUUUUCCAUGAAGAAAAAUAGCAUAGAUGUAGUAGAUGACCAAACUUGACAACUCUUUGGUAGUCAGCUGUAGAGUCGUGUGAAUAUGUUUUGAGCAUCACAGUUUAAGAGGGAAAGUGAAGUUAAAGUAAAUAUAAAUAUUAAAUAUUAAAUCUAUUUCCCAGACUUCUUUAGUUGCUUGAUUUAGUGUUUCUGAGCUUUCAAAUACCACAAAACCUGCCAGGAUUGGUCCCACAGUUUUUUUUUUUUUUUGUUUUUUUUAGGGGGGGGGUCUCAAAGUUUCUUUUGUGCUGGAGUAUCACAUGAUGAUUUAUUUAUAUUUUCACAGGCUUACAUUUUUCAAUUAUCUCCUUUUAUAGAAAUUGUAUAACCUGGAGCAAGGUACAUGCUAGUGUAACAGUUUGCACUUGUUUUGUUACUUCCUGUUUUAUCAAUGCACUUCCUGUCUCCAAUUUCAAUUCAAGUAGCUGAAUGAAAAGCACCUGUUAGAAGUGGGUUGAGUCUAUAAAGGCCCCUGACUAACCUUUCUAUCUCUCUCUCCAUCCAGCAGCAGCACCACCACUUGGUAAAACAAUUUUUUGGUUUCUUUUUGUUUUUAUUUUCUUUUAUGUUUUCAAUAAACACGACUGUUAUCGAUCUCA